AACGACUAUUGAUAAUGUUGCUUCUUACCCGCCACCCGAUAGCAGUAACCGGUAAAAACGACGACCAUCAGUGCGUUUUUGUUGCUCAAACCGAUUUCAAACAAAAUCUCAUCUGAUGAUCCGCGUUCUAUUAAUAGUCACCACUGCUAUUGCAGCCUUGUCACUCAUCAAUGCAGAUGGAGUGAUGCGCCUAAGGAGACAGCGGCAAUUUUUGCCUCUCAGGUACAAUCCUCAGGAAACAGGUGCCGUUUGUCCCGAAAGAAACGGUCGAUUCCCGUUAGGCAAUCAAUGCGAUAAGUAUUUGCAAUGCGAAAAUGGAACACCAUCGGAAAAAUUGUGUCCAGACGGACUAUUUUUCAAUGCCAAAUCCUCGAUAUUUUCGUACCCGUGCCAGUACCCACCUGAAGUAGACUGUGAAGGAAGAACCCAACUGCAACCACCUCAGCCUACAAAAGAUUGUUCGAGGCAGUUCGGGUACUUCCGUCUUGGCGACGAAACCAAAUGUGGCCAGUUUCUAAAUUGUGUAAACGGCAUUGGUUACAAGUUCGAUUGCCCCGAAGGAUUAGCGUUUAACGAAUUGACAUUUAGAUGCGACUGGCCUGAUCAGGUUGACACGUGUGACGCCGAAGCUUUUCUAGGAUUCAAGUGCCCACUCCAAGAGAACCCAUUGGAAGGUCAUAAACUAUACCCGAAUCCGAAUGAUUGUCAGAAAUUUUACCUGUGCGUCAGCGGAAGACCAAGAUUAUACAACUGCGGCAAUGGAUUAGGAUACAAUGAAGUUAUUGGCGCUUGUGAUAUACGUGAAAACGUAACAUCUUGUUACUCAAGGACUCCAGACAACUUCAAUCGAUUUGGAUAGAACGUGACACUCAAAAAAUACUUACCGGCAUCUCAGUAUUAAUGAAAGUUACCUCUUACAGAAGUAUGAAUCCUACCUGCCUAACAACAAAGCUGGGCGCACAAUGUAAUUUACUGUGAUUUAUACUUGACGGCUAUUGUUUUAUGUUUUAAUUUGGUUUUACCUAGUAAAAUAAGCAUAGUGUUUCAAUUAUAUAUGUAAACAAAUUAACUUCUUAUUUUCAAUUUAAGAAUUGUUAUUUAAAAAGAUAGGAUAAAUAUUUAAAAAUUAAGUGACUGUAAUCCGUAAUUCACAUAUAUUACAAAAAUUAACAAUUAUUAAUACUUACAGGUUAUACAAACCGACUUUAUAGCGUUACUAAUUUUUAAGG
Molecule: messenger RNA, 1229 nt
Organism: Adelges cooleyi (spruce gall adelgid)
Lineage: Eukaryota; Metazoa; Arthropoda; Insecta; Hemiptera; Adelgidae
Product: protein obstructor-E-like
Exons: 7
Coding region: 116-859 (247 amino acids)
Cellular component (GO): extracellular region
Molecular function (GO): chitin binding
Source: RefSeq, a predicted model, not a curated record